This is a messenger RNA of Leptinotarsa decemlineata (Colorado potato beetle), 3074 nucleotides long. Its product is annotated as tyrosine-protein kinase-like otk. The record is from RefSeq and is a predicted model, not a curated record. Gene Ontology annotation, molecular function: protein kinase activity; ATP binding; axon guidance receptor activity. Gene Ontology annotation, cellular component: axon; neuronal cell body; plasma membrane. Gene Ontology annotation, biological process: homophilic cell-cell adhesion; protein phosphorylation; synapse organization. NCBI's taxonomy places the organism in Eukaryota, Metazoa, Arthropoda, Insecta, Coleoptera, Chrysomelidae.
GGGAGACGACAGCUUUGAUUCAAAUCGUGCCUUCAGAUCUCAUCAUCAAGAAUGGUGGCAUUGCCUUCUUUGACUGUUCCUAUCAACAUGCAGAUGUUACUGAAUGGUAUUUUGAAGAAAAACCGUUGUCAACCAACGAAAGGAUCACCAUCCAUUCUAAUGGCACCCUGCAGAUCAACGAUGUGACUGAAUCAGACCAGGGUCUCUACAACUGUGUAGGAAUCCGUAGUGAAUCUACAGAAGUACCUCAAAGCUACACUGCCAAAUUGAAAAUAGCAUACAUCGAACCAUUCGUCCUAACCUCUUUCGAACCGCCAUUGCCGGACUCCAAGAAAAAAAUUGUUGGAGAAGGAUUGACGUUUCAGUUGACAUGUCUGCCAACAAACAGCUCACCUCCAGCUAAACAAUGGUGGGAAAGACCAAACGGCCAUACGAUAUCUGAUAGUGGAGACGUAAGGGUUGAUGAUGGAAGGUUGAUUAUCGAUAAUGUCAAGUCGGAAAACGCUGGUCUUUAUAAAUGUGUAGCCGAGAAUAUAGCGGGUAUUACGGAAAUGGCAGUGGAAUUGAUGGUUACUACAAAACCAAAAAUUCUGGUACAUCCAGUAAGCGUUACUGUCGACGAAAAUGAAGAAUCCAUACUACACUGUGAAUUUGAAUCUGACUCUAGGCAGCACACGAUAGUUAAAUGGAGAAAAGAUGGCAAAUAUCUGAAACACGAUGACGAAUCUUCCAGUUACCAAAGAUUGAAGAUUUUCAAGAUGAAUGGCACUUUGGUGAUCCAUAGUACUCAGGCAACUGACAGGGGGGAAUACAUUUGCGAAGUCAUUACUGUAGGGCAGAAACCAGUAGCUUCAAAACCUGCUACGAUAUCAGUAAUUGAGCAACUUCGAUUCGUUCCUGCUCCGGUUAACAAGAAAAUGGAACUUGGAAGUAUCGCAAAAGUGCACUGUAAAGCUCAGGGUACGCCCCCUCCAAUAAUCCGAUGGGAGAAGGAAGGGGUUCAAGUAGAUAAUUUAACCAGUCACAUAACGGAUAUGAAUGGUACUUUACAUUUCAAUGGAGUCCAGAGCGAAGACAAAGGAAGAUAUAAUUGCAUCGCUAGCAAUAGUCAAGGGACCAUUAAUGCAUCGAUAAACAUUGAAGUAGUUGUGGCUCCAAGAUUCAGCACUCUACCAAAAAAUCCUAUCGAAGCAAUUGAAGGUCAAUCAGUUUCUAUCGAUUGUGUGGUCGAAGGAGAUCCUAAGCCUACUAUACAAUGGGACAAAAAUCUCAAGAUGAACGAUUUUGAUCUCGCUAGAUUCAAAGUGCUAAGUAAUGGAACUCUAUUAAUAAGCGAAGUCCACAGAGAGGAUGAAAAUAAAUAUGGAUGUACAGCUGGCAGCAGUGCCGGACUCAACAGGAAGGAAGUUCAGCUGAUUGUUCACACCCAAGAAGCAGAUGGCGAUUCUACAGUUACUAAGGCUGUUUUGAUAACAAUGUCAGUGGCUGGUGCUUACAUCAUUUUAGUUAUUGGUUUGAUGGUUUGGUGCAGGUAUCGACGUCGAUCAAGAAAAUUACCACUGAAUGACGUAGGAAAAACUGAGAAUGGAGAUAUAGAGCACACUGAACUCAAGGAAGCACUAUGUGGAAAUGGUUCAGACUCUUCAAAACCCAAAGCCAAUGGGAUCGAAAACCAUAAAGAAGGUCAAAGAAGUGAUGGUGCAGAAACUACACAUUCUCAGUCCUCUAACAAUUCCAAAAAAUCUAAAUCUAGUAACUACGACAAACUGGCUUUAUCUCGGAGCCAUCUGAAAGAUAUUAAAUUGAUUGGAAGAGGUGAGUUUGGAGAUAUAAUGAUCGCCAAAAUAGCUAAAACCUUAACAGUACAUGACAAAAGGGCAUCCAGAAGUUCCCAGAUCACGUCUCCAGAAGAAGUUGUUGAUGACAAGGAAGUACCAGUACUGAUUAAGGCACUGAGUCAAACUAAGGAUGAAGGAUGUCUAACAGAAUUUAAGAGAGAGAUUGACAUAUUCAGUAAAAUAACGAAUGAGAAUAUAACAAAAUUGUUUGGUUUGUGCAGAGAAGUUGAACCAAAUUUCAUGAUUCUUGAAUAUACUGACUGGGGCGACUUGAAAAAGUUCUUAGUUGCAACACAAAACGACAAUUCACCUCCUCUCACGUCAGUUCAGAGUGUCGCAAUCAUCCAACAGAUUAGCCGUGGAAUGGAUCAUUUAGCUAGCAACCGAAUAGUUCAUAAAGAUUUGGCUGCCCGAAAUUGUCUGAUCACGUCCACUCUAGUAGCAAAAGUUGGUCUUCCUAGGUUAACUAGAGAUCCGUAUAGUCAAGAAUAUUGCAAACAUGUUAAUCAGAUAAUUCCUUUGAGAUGGUUACCACAUGAAGCAGUAUAUGAAGACGAAUAUUCAACCAAAAGCGACGUUUAUUCAUUUGGUGUUUUGAUGUGGGAAGUAUUCGCCAGAGGAGAAUUACCUCAUUCCAAAAUAAACGAUAAUAGCUUCCUUACCAAGCUCAAGGAAAAGAAAUUAGAAUGGAAAAGUCAUCCCUCAACUCCAGAAUCACUCAUAAAGUGGCAAGAAAGCUGUUGGGACUUGGAUCCCCAGAACAGACCCUCAUUCUCCGAAUUGUCCAAGGAGCUGGCAGAAAUACUCAAAUCUAUGUAAAUAUUCGCUCUUAGUUGUUAAGAUACCGAAACCAAAUUCAUAAAAUGAUUUAUUGAAUAUCUAAGCUUCCAUGUAUCGAAAAUGUGCAGAAAUGUUGAAAAAAUCCCAAGUGAGUUUACUGUAUUGAUUUUAUUUAUUUUAUUGUUAGUGUUGAUCGUGUGAGAAAUUAUAAGAAUAGACUUUUUCAAAUUGAUCUCAAAAGUCUUAGGGUUUUAAGCCUGCGCUUGCAUUUCGUUGAGGAAUUUUCAAAGUUUCUAGCCAAAUACGAGCACAAUUUUAUCAAUUUCCUUCAAAUCUAUGUAUGAAAAUAAUUUAUAAACAAUUCUCGAUUGUAAAAGUAGGACGUAUUUAUUUUAUUUGUAUGAUUAAUUUGUCCAAGAGAAUAAGGCUUGAAUAUAUUUACCUUUGUACAUAUCA